ACAACGAAAAGUCGACAGACGACAACGUUGAUUUGUAGCGGUAGCGGGAAAAAGAGCGAGUUGUGCUGAAAGUGAUUUGUGGUGUUAAGUGAGGGCACGUGUGUCUGAUUACUUUGUAUUGUUUUAUACAUAAAGUGUAGAGAUGGUCCAUACAGCUCAUCCCGAACUGACAGAAGAUGAAGUGGAAUUAUACGAUAGACAAAUUCGUCUUUGGGGCCUGGAAUCACAAAAGCGGUUAAGAAAUGCGAAGGUACUGCUGAUUGGUCUGAGGGGAUUUGGUGCAGAAGUGUGCAAAAACGUGGUUCUAGCAGGUGUUCGCUCCAUUACGUUGCUGGACGAUGGCAAUCUCACAGAAGAUGAGUGGGCACAAUUUUUGGCACCCAGAGAUGCUGUCGGGAAGAACAGAGCAGAGUCUUCACUGACACGAGUAAAAGGUUUGAAUCCAAUGGUGGAAGUCGUAGCAGACACAGAAGCUGUUUCAACUAAGCAGGAUGCAUACUUCACACAGUUCGAUGUCGUCGUAGCAACAGAUCUCCGACCAUGGUCUGAGGCACUGAGAAUUAAUGCUGCCUGUCGUUUAGCUGGAGUCAAGUUCCUCUGUGGUGGAGUCUGGGGUUGCUUUGGAUUCACGUUUGCCGAUUUGCUGCUCCAUGAGUAUGCAGAAGAUGUAAUUCAGCAUUCUGCAGAGAAAAAGAAAGGCGAACAAACUAAAUUAACAGUGAAAAAUACAGCAGAAUUUGUUCCAUUUCGGGAUGCUCUGGAAGUUGAUUGGCGUUCUGAGCAAUAUUCUAACAAGCUUUCUAAGAUGGAUUGUUGUUACUUUCUUAUGAAAGUGUUAAUGAAGUUUUGUGAUGAAAAAGGACGUGAAUUGAACCCCAGCAAACGAGAGGAAGAAAUUGCUGAACUUAAGUCAUUAGCAUCCGAAGAACUGAAGAAGCUCGGCGUUCGUGAUGAUAUGAUCCCUGAUAAAAUGUUUGGAUGCCUGUUCUCACAAGUGAGCCCUGUGUGUGCAAUUGUAGGUGGUGUUAUGGCUCAAGAAGUUAUAAAGACAGUUUCUCAAAAAGAACAACCACAUAACAACAUGUUCUUUUUCAAUCCAUUAAACAAUCUUGGAUAUGUUGCUUGUCUUGGCAACUGACUUUAGUUCAUAAUUCUUGUGUUUUGUGUACUUCGCAUCAACUGUUUCAGUGUUGUAUGUAAUUCAGUGACCAUUGUAAAAUUUUUCAUAAAUUAAUUUAAUAUAUGUUUUUCAUUUCUUUGGUAA
Molecule: messenger RNA, 1264 nt
Organism: Schistocerca piceifrons (Central American locust)
Lineage: Eukaryota; Metazoa; Arthropoda; Insecta; Orthoptera; Acrididae
Gene: Aos1
Product: SUMO-activating enzyme subunit 1
Exons: 6
Coding region: 143-1138 (331 amino acids)
Biological process (GO): protein sumoylation
Cellular component (GO): SUMO activating enzyme complex; cytoplasm
Molecular function (GO): SUMO activating enzyme activity
Source: RefSeq, a predicted model, not a curated record